This is a messenger RNA of Peromyscus eremicus (cactus mouse), 2180 nucleotides long. RefSeq names its product proline-rich protein 23A3-like. The transcript has a single exon. Lineage: Eukaryota; Metazoa; Chordata; Mammalia; Rodentia; Cricetidae. The record is from RefSeq and is a predicted model, not a curated record. Bases 253 to 1215 code for a protein of 320 amino acids.
CCAGGCUUACACCUCAGUGUGCUGACAUAACAUUCCACUCGCGAGACUUGAGCAGGGCUAGCUUACCGCUAUAAUCUGACGGAAGCAUACAAGGCCCACAAUCCAAAGCGGAAGCGAAGGCCUACAAACCAAUGGCUGCUCAUGGAGCGGGAAGAACGCAUUUCCACACACGGACCUACAAACUACAGCCAUGGCCAUUGGUCGGCUUGACACUCCUGGGCGGAGCCUGGAGGGGGCGGAGCCUAGCGUGACAUGGGUUCCCGCGCAUCUCUCAUAUAUAAUUGGCAUCCAGGGUAUAUCCGGCGGGACCUGAGGAAAGCGCAGCACUCCAGAGCCCCGCACUGCAGCCGCUCCGCCCGCGUCCUCGCACCUAAGCUGCACCCCGCGCCUCGCCGGCCCCGCUGCGCCGUCUACAGGAUGCACGUGCGGCCCCGCAGCCCCAGCGUCGACCCCGAGCCCUGCUGGCCACCGCAGCCACAAGGACCCAGCCCUGCCAAGCGCCGCCGCCUCCACGAGCCCGCCCGCCACGAGACCCUGGCGCCGCCAGACAUGGAAGCGCCCGCCGGACCCGCCAGCGACGCGCUCACCUCCGUGGUGUUCCUGGCCGCUGGCUGCGCCAUGCAACUGCAGCUGGAAGACGUCGACCUGCUGCUGGAGCCCGAGCCCACCUCGGUCCUGCAAGUGUCGCUCCCAGGACACACUUUAAUUCUCGUCCCCGAGGGCCUCCAGUCUUCCGCCCAUCUUGAACAGCCUGAGUUCUCGUCCACCAGCCCGCAGGAGGUGUCUCUCCUGGAAAUGCCCCAGGGCCACCUCAUCGUCUUCCCGCAGGGAUCCUUCUGUGAGUACGUCUUAGACAGCUCCUACCAAGAGGACGCCUGUGAUGAAGAUGCAGACUUGGGCUUCCUGUCUCCUUGGAUGGAUCCUCCAGCAGGUCAGGCCUCAGGGCUCCUUUCCUCCAUCAUUAGGAUGCCCAGUCCUUGGUCUCAGGGCCGCAUCCCAGAACCAUAUCCUCCGGUGCCCUCCUCUAAUGCAGAGAGAUAUUCUCCCAGGUCUAUCUGGGACCUGGACAGCUACCUGCUGGGACCCUUCCCUAGCUCACCACUGCAGUCUCUGCCUCCAUCUCCUCCUCCAAGUCCUCAAGAGCAGCGCCCUCCACAGUCUCCACACUCUCCACGGGCCCCGUGCAAGGCCCGGAGGCGACUGUUCUGUGAGUGAACUUCCCCUCACAAAUCCUUGAAGCCCUGCAAGUGAAAGGCUUCCCAAAGCCAUUGUGAGUACCUUUGCACAGUCUACAAGGCUAGAAGGACACUCUUGUUUUUGAAAUGGGCAGAACGCAGAAUAUUGGAUUGGUGGUUGGCUAGAAAGUCUGGAAGAAAGAUCCAUCGCUGCCAGAUCACACCCUGUUUGAAAAUCACCUACUUUGGGGCCUUGAAUUGACUGCGUUUAUCUUAUGAGCUUUAGCACUAAUCUCUCCGACUGUGUACCCACUUUUUUGCCGUGGUCCCUUUCCUUCCGGAGGCUACUCCUCACUUGGGAGAAUCUAGCAAAUGGUUGCACCUCACGGAUGCUGUUCUUUAUGAAAUAAAUUUAGCAAGGAAAGCAAUGAUCAUGUUCUUUUUUUUAAUAAUUAAGAAGUAGUUUAUAUUAGUGGGGCUUUUGUUUGUUUGGGGGCUUGUUUAGAUUUGACUUUAGAAGGAGUUGGGUUUUCUUUUUCUUUUUCUUUCCACAAACACCAAAUCUCUUGAUACCAUUUUCUGUAUUUUUAAUAUAGUUCUCCUGUUCUGGAUGUCAUAAUUCUAAUGUUAUGAUAAUUAUUUAUAAGACUAUAUUGUUAGAAUAAUUAGAAGAUCCCAAAUUUAUGUUGUUCAUUGUUACUAUUGUAUUGUCUUAUGUUGAUUUGAUAUCCAACAAAAUUUAUUAAUUUCUUUAGUAAUUUUAUGUACCUUCUUUUGGAUGGUUGAUAAAAAACUCUCUAAUGAAAAAAUUAGGGCCCUUAACACAUCUAAAACAUCUUAUUUUUCCUUAACAUUUUCUAUUGGAUAUUUAAGUUCAAUUGAAGUGUAUUUGGGAGGGACAUUCCUAUUGUAAUGCACUUACUUAAAUUUUGUCAUAGAAUAUUAUCUUUUCUGUAAAUAGUUGUUAGAUAGUCUUUGUCCUGUUGAAGAUGUUACUUUAUAAUA